AUGGCUGUAAUGACGGUGGUGUUCUUCUGGGCUAUGAGAAGCACCGACUUCUUCUCUAACACCUUCCAUGUGAGGUCUCUGCGUGGCAGCACCGAUGAGAUGAUGUCAGCGCUGUACCUGCAAGUGAGCAUCAUCAGCCAGGCCCUCAUCUUCGUGACGCGGUCGCACAGCUGGUGCUUCACGGAGCGCCCCGGCUUCUUGCUAUGUGCAGCGUUCGUCGUCGCGCAGAUCGUUGCCACUGUCAUUGCAGUGUUCGCGAACUUUGGGUUCGCCCACAUCAGAGGGAUCGGAUGGGGUUGGGCCGGCGUCAUCUGGCUCUACAGCCUCGUCACCUUCGUCCCACUCGACCUGUUCAAGUUCGCCAUCCGCUACGUGCUGAGCGGCAGGGCCUGGAACAACCUCCUGCAGAACAAGACGGCCUUCACGACGAAGAAGAACUACGGUAGGGAGGAGCGCGAGGCGCAGUGGGCGACGAAGCAGCGCAGCCUGCACGGCCUCGAUAUCGAGGCGGGCGGUGGCGACAGGAGCUUCGAGCUGCCGGAGAUCGCGGAGCAGGCCAAGCGGCGAGCCGAGUUCGCGAGGCUGCGCGAGAAGAACACGCUGAGGGGCCACCUCGAGUCGGCGGCCAAGGUCAGGGGCAUCGACAUCAACGCCGUCAGGACGCCCUUCUACAGCAUGUGA
This is a messenger RNA of Miscanthus lutarioriparius, 681 nucleotides long. NCBI's taxonomy places the organism in Eukaryota, Viridiplantae, Streptophyta, Magnoliopsida, Poales, Poaceae. The record is from the annotation of a GenBank genome assembly.